Molecule: messenger RNA, 1457 nt
Organism: Oryzias melastigma (Indian medaka)
Lineage: Eukaryota; Metazoa; Chordata; Actinopteri; Beloniformes; Adrianichthyidae
Gene: ccnb2
Product: cyclin B2
Exons: 8
Coding region: 149-1309 (386 amino acids)
Biological process (GO): regulation of cyclin-dependent protein serine/threonine kinase activity; mitotic cell cycle phase transition
Cellular component (GO): nucleus; cytoplasm; cyclin-dependent protein kinase holoenzyme complex
Molecular function (GO): cyclin-dependent protein serine/threonine kinase regulator activity
Source: RefSeq, a predicted model, not a curated record
CAGCUACGACCUCUUCACAGCUGCAACCAACCGGAUUCAGCCGAGCGCUAUUUGAAUCCCGCUGGGGGGCGUCGCUCUGCUGCAGGUGUUGGCUGCGAGGGUCAAACAAACCGCUGACUCUGAAGAUCUGGUGAGUUAACGCGCCGUGAUGUCGUCUGUGGAAGUGGUUACGCAGCAGCUCCCGGCCGCGGAGAAUCCUCUGAGGAUGGGUAAAGGCGCUGCCGCGGAUCCCAGCAGAGCGGCUCUGGGAGAAAUUACCAACCGGAAGGCAGCUGCAGCCGCGAACAGGAACGUGGGACCAUCAAAAAAACAACCUAAGCCCUCCUGUGCUCAGAAACUCGGGCCCGUUCAGCUGGUGGCUCCUCUGGUCCAGACCAGUGCCGCUGACCCAGCUCCCAUCUUGACGUCUAUGAAAGCGGAGCAGGGGCUCUCCCAGGCUUUCUCUGAGGUGCUCAUGCUGGCUGUCCAGGACGUGGACGAGCAGGACGCAGACCAGCCUCAGCUCUGCGCCCAGUAUGUCAAGGAUAUCUACAAGUAUCUGCAUGUCCUGGAGGAGCAGCAGGCUAUACGUGCCAACUACAUGCAAGGCUACAGUGUCACUGAGCACAUGAGGGCAGUCCUCGUUGAUUGGCUUGUCCAAGUCCACUCCAGGUUCCAGCUGCUGCAGGAGACCCUGUACCUCACUGUGGCCAUCCUGGACCGCUUCCUGCAGGUCCAUCCGGUGAGUCGUCGGAAGCUGCAGCUCGUUGGCGUCACAGCCAUGCUGGUGGCUUGCAAGUAUGAGGAGAUGUAUUCUCCUCAAGUUGCGGACUUUGCCUACAUCACAGACAACGCCUUCACAAAGUUCCAGAUUGUGAAGAUGGAGCAGGUGAUCCUCAUGAGCCUUGGCUUCCAGCUGGGACGCCCCCUCCCACUCCACUUCCUCAGGCGAGCCUCCAAGGUGGCCAGUGCUGACAUGGAGAAGCACACUCUGGCAAAGUACCUGCUGGAGCUGACCCUCCUGGACUACCACAUGGUACACUACCGGCCCUCGGAGGUCGCUGCUGCAGCGCUGUGUCUCUCUCAGCUGCUGCUCAAUGGGCUGCCAUGGUCGCUCGAGCAGCAGCACUACUCCAACUAUGAUGAACAGCACCUCAAACCCAUCAUGCAGCUCAUGGCCAAGAAUGUUGUGCUGGUGAAUGAGGGUAGAUCAAAGUUCCUGGCAGUGAAGAAGAAAUACUCCAGCAGCAAACUGAUGAAGAUCAGCCUCAUUCCUCAGCUCAACUCUUCAACAAUAAAGAUGAUGGCAGAGGCUCUGCAGAAUCCAUAAAACAAGAUGUGGAUGCCGUGGACUUUAAUUGCACUUUAUUUAAAUUUUUAGGACACUCAAGUAAUAUCUGCUGUUAUUGAGCAGCAGGUGGUGCUACAGACUUGUAUUAAUUUAUUGUAUUUCAAUAAAAUGUUUUUUGAUUUUUAAA